AUGAGCAUAGUUCUGAAACGGCUGUUGCUAUUCGUACUGAUAACUCAGUUUACAAAUUCUGUGCCCGGCGAUACGGAACCCGCACGAAACCAGUCAGUCGUUUCCCGUAUCGAAGCCCCUCAUGUUAGGGUUCAGCGCAUGCCCGACCCGUCCACUUUGGCCACCGUUCAAAAUACCAACUCAGACAUGCUUAACACGAUGGUACCACCGACACCAAUGACACUGACAAAUUGUCGUCUGCAAAUCGAGUGCGCAUCGACCGGGACAGAAACAGACAUAUCAAGCGCUGAUCCAAUAGAACCACGAGAACGUCGUAUUCGCGUCCCUGUACGAAGUGCGCAGGGUCCACGUGGACCAAUGGGACCGCAAGGAAUACCCGGCAUUCCAGGACCACCGGGGCCACGUGGACUUCGUGGUCCGCCAGGCGAAUGCAAGGGCCUUGAAAGUGAGUUUAAAUUCGGUGUUUAUUUCAGUUUGAUCAUUAAUUGUCAUUGA
Messenger RNA from Echinostoma caproni, 495 nucleotides. The record is from the annotation of a GenBank genome assembly. Lineage: Eukaryota; Metazoa; Platyhelminthes; Trematoda; Plagiorchiida; Echinostomatidae.